AUGGAUGUGACGGAGGGUAGCAGAACUUUUCUCCUUUCGCAAACGACGUGGAGAGCAUACAACAAAAAUAUGAGCAAGACGCAGUCUAUCUCUCCCAAGAUGUUCCUCGAGUUUGUACUCUUUUCUGAAUUCUCCACAAAUAGCCUCAUUGCUAUCGAGGGUAGCCAUGAUCAUGAACCAAGCACGUGUACAGUACCUCAUGCACGCCCAAAUUUUUCGAAUUGCCCGUGAAAGUAUGAAAAGUUUAGAAACCGAUGUACACGUUUUCACAUGACUUUUUUUUCCUUCCUACGAAAAGGUAACUGGCACACGAUUACGAAUUCAGCCACCUCAACCAGGCAGUGGUCAAUUUGCAACUUCAUCGUACGAAGGGUAGCUCAAUCAUGGGAGAUGACAGUGUCCCAGACGAAAACCGCAAGCUGGAAAAAAUUUUCGACGCUGUCGACAGGCGAACGGCUCAACAACAAAUCCUGCAUAACCACAUUUCUGAUGGUUUCAUGGCACUAGCCCGAGAGCGAUACGCAAAUCCUUCGUCAUCAGAAAGUAAGCAACUCGCAAACAUAGUCCAUGGAAUUGAGACCUCCUGUCAUCGAUGACGUCCUUGCUAAACACAGAAUGUCUUAUCGCCGUUUACUUCUCACUGCAAGGGCUGGGGCGGCUCAUCUACGAUAACAGGAAAGAUUUAAAGAGUAGCGUUCGGUUAGGUGUGGAGGAAGGCGAUAAAGAGGAGGCAGUGGUGAUUAUAACGCAGUUGGGGCAUGGGACGCAAGCAGAAGACUCGCGGCCGGUAGGGACUUCGACCGGGCAGGCUCUUAGGAGAAGAGCGACUGCAGGAGGGGAGACUACUGCUCAGGGGAGGGCGAAGAGCUCAAAAGAAGUGAAGCUGUUCGCCAGCGAUGUGAGGAACCAGUUCAUUGCGGUGCCCAGUCCAGAGGUUCGGGAGGCGAUCAAGUUUUUUCGUAUGGCGGUCGAUCAUGCGAUAGAGGUGGUUAAUGCCACGGGGCAGGUGGAUGUGAUGAUGCCGAGGACGACAUGAAUGAGGGUGAGGGGAUGCGACAAGCUCCUUCCGCUUUUCUUGGGGCGUGCGGUGUGCAUGAAAAGACAUCCCUCCACGUUUUUUUUGGUGAGAGGAUAUAAUUGGAAGCUGCCGAAUGGUAUUUUGGAGGCGACUGGUUAUAAUAAAUACAGAUGAACUCGGUGAAGGGGAGCAUGAAGUUAGGCGUGAUCAGUUUCAGACUGUUUUGUUGGACAGAGUCACCCAACCAUUCAAGCUGAGAGAUCUUCUUUUAGUAGAAGAUGUGAUAGGGAUGGUGAAGGGACUGUUCGGCUUUGCAGAUGAAGAUGACGUCUUCAGCUGCGCUGAGAGAGGAGUGGUGGACGUAAUUCUGUAGGAGAUGUACACGUGUGAACAGCACGUGUGAGUUUACAUUGAAGAACCUCAUACUGUAAUGCAAAAGGGAGCGACCGGGAGGUGUACGAAAUUAUCUUUACAUCAAAAUUCACGAAAAUAGUUCAGGUGUUUUUGGAGAGGAACUAUUCUGAAAUUAUCAAUAAUAUAUAUCAGUCAA
This is a messenger RNA of Chondrus crispus (carragheen), 1568 nucleotides long. RefSeq lists its product as hypothetical. Lineage: Eukaryota; Rhodophyta; Florideophyceae; Gigartinales; Gigartinaceae. The transcript is spliced from 2 exons. The coding region runs from base 1 to 231 and encodes 76 amino acids. The record is from RefSeq and is a predicted model, not a curated record.